Molecule: messenger RNA, 1512 nt
Organism: Venustampulla echinocandica
Lineage: Eukaryota; Fungi; Ascomycota; Leotiomycetes; Helotiales; Pleuroascaceae
Exons: 3
Coding region: 1-1512 (503 amino acids)
Biological process (GO): cyclic threonylcarbamoyladenosine biosynthetic process
Cellular component (GO): mitochondrial outer membrane
Molecular function (GO): tRNA threonylcarbamoyladenosine dehydratase activity; ubiquitin-like modifier activating enzyme activity
Source: RefSeq, a predicted model, not a curated record
AUGUCCUCCUGGCUCUCCCGAGUCACAGGUUCGCAGCAGGCGCAGUUAGCAACUACAGCCGUGGUAUCCGGCGCCGUGGUUGCAGGAGCUAUCUUGGGAUAUCAGAAUAUCAAGCGUUAUGAACGAGUUCAGGAUUUGAAGAGGGGGAUUCCUGAGUUAAGAGAGGAUCAUGUUUCUGAAGCGCUCACGGAUUUUGGAGUCGCAUCCUCAGUGCUAAUCAAAGAGCACGAGCGAGCUACGAAAUUAGCAGAGCGUGCUCAAAAGGGUGGUUAUGAUGAUGAUCUUAUCCUCGAACAACUCGCGCGAAACCGCGUAUUCCUCACAGACGAAGGCCUAGCGAAGCUCCGUUCUUCAUUCGUCAUAAUCGUGGGGUGCGGGGGUGUGGGAUCACAUUGCGCUGCGGCGCUGGCGCGUUCGGGCGUCUCUCAUAUCCGACUUAUUGAUUUCGAUCAGGUUACGCUCUCCUCGUUGAAUAGACAUGCUGUGGCUACGCUCGCGGAUGUGGGAACGCCUAAGGUCUCCUGUUUAAAGCGACGGCUACAGCAGAUUACGCCGUGGGUGCAAUUUGAUCUCCGCAAUGAGUUAUUCUGCCUGGAAUCUGCGGAAACGCUGCUUGGGGAUUUGGAUGGCAGACGGCCAGAUUAUAUCGUUGAUGCGAUUGAUAAUAUCGAUAGCAAAGUGGCACUACUUGAGUACUGCUAUAAGAACAAACUCCCCGUCAUCUCUUCCAUGGGCGCGGGCUGUAAAUCAGAUCCAACGCGCAUCUUCGUCGGCGAUAUCUCAGCUAGCACGGAUGACCCGCUCUCGCGCUCAACACGCCGCCGUCUACGCGCUCAGGGAAUCACAUCAGGCAUCCCAGUCGUGUAUUCGACCGAGAAGCCCGGGCCAGGAAAAGCACAGCUUCUACCUCUACCAGAGGAAGAGUUCGCCAAAGGCUCCGUCGGCGAUCUUGGGGUCCUCCCUGAUUUCCGCGUGCGUAUCCUCCCCGUCCUGGGGACUAUGCCGGCUGUCUUUGGAUAUGUGGUGGCGAAUCAUGUUAUUCUGACUAUCACGGGAUAUCCGCAUGAGUAUAUACCAGCGAAGGCAAGGGAUAAAAUGUAUGAUGGAAUUCUAGCUUUAUUGCAGGGCGCAGAGGAGAAAUUGGCGCGUGCUACGACGCCCGGUGAAACCGCACAGGGGCUGAAGCUUGGGAUUUCCGUUGGUGAUGUGGGGUAUAUCGUCGAGGAGGUGUUUAGGGGGAGGAGUGUGGUUAGUGGUGUCCCUACGAGACUUGCUCUAGUGAGGUGGCGGAAACCAGCGCCGGGGAGUACGGUGAAUUUGGGUGUCGAGGGACAGAAGAAUAGUAAGGUUGGGCUUGGGGAUUUGGUUUGUAUGACUAGGGAAGAGGCGGUGGUGCAUGAGAGGGAGGUUGUGAAGGGGGAUAAGAAGCCUGAGGAUAUGUAUAGUAGGGAGGUUUUGGAGCUUGUUGAGAGGAGGAUGGGGGAGGAGAGGGAUUUUGAGAAGUAUAGAUAG